Molecule: messenger RNA, 2060 nt
Organism: Pseudovirgaria hyperparasitica
Lineage: Eukaryota; Fungi; Ascomycota; Dothideomycetes; Acrospermales; Acrospermaceae
Product: cytochrome p450 monooxygenase GliC
Exons: 2
Coding region: 149-1714 (521 amino acids)
Molecular function (GO): heme binding; oxidoreductase activity, acting on paired donors, with incorporation or reduction of molecular oxygen; monooxygenase activity
Source: RefSeq, a predicted model, not a curated record
UAUGAUUGUGUUCUUGGAAGGGCUGUUAACAAGCUUGAGAUGAACGCGACCUUCUUUACUUGAGGUUCUCAGCAUACUUCUCGCUACGAACUUCGAAACCCCCUUUUCUCUACCCCUUUUGUCUACCCAGUUCCAUAGCACCAUGAUCAUGGCGGUCUCUAGUAAUCCCGUCCUGCUUGAUAGAUUCAUCUUGCUUGUGUUACCACUCUUUUGUGUCUUCAUUCUGGUUGAAUUACGAUAUUCAUAUGCUCGCCGCUUUUUUGCUGCUCUUUUCUCUAUACUCUUCAGUACAUACCUACAUCAAAAAUACCCAAUUAUCCAGCACGAGACACAGCAGCCCCUUCCAUCACUCCCGUUCACUUUUCCUAAUGGUCAAGGCGACACAGAAAAGUUUCUCCACGGACGAACGAACAGCGCCAAAUGGCAGAACCGGUAUGGAUCUCUAUAUCGGAUCUGGUCGGGUCAAUCGCCGGAGGUGGUUCUUACUGAGGCUCGACAUGUUGAAGCUGUCUUCAAGGACUCGCAUACUCACCAAAAAGCUCACGCGAAUGAUAGUGGACAGCUCAUGUACACGCUCCUUGGGUCCUGCCUCGGACUGAUCAGCGGUCAAGGUUGGAAAGCAGUGCGCAAAGCGUCCGAGCCGGCCUUCUUGCAUCGAUCUACUUUGGCUUACACCGAAGACUUCACAGAAUUGACGAGGUCUUGGAUUGCAGGGCUUGUGGACAACCCGGAGUUUCGCGAUAAUGGUCGCUUACAUCCCGUCGAAGACUUGAAGCUCUUGCCAUUCUUGGCAGUUGCUAAAGUUUUGUUUGGCGACUUUGGUGACGAUCUAAAGGCUCGGCUACUCGCAAUUAUUCCUGGACGAGAACAGCUUAUGAAAUACGUGGUCAAAGGAGGCAUGCCCCGCUUCUGGAUUUCCCAGUUCCUCCCGCUGCAAGCCAACCGCGAGUUGAAAGAAUUCAAGUCAAAGUGGGCUUCGUGGACUGACGAAGCAUACUCCCGAGCAGUCGAAAAUUACUCUGGCGACUCGUUUAAGCCUUCGAUCAUUGACAUGUACUCAGCUGUGGCUGAAGGUACAAUCACGAGGGAGGAGGUCCUGCAAACACUAGAUGAAAUGUUGUUUGCCAAUCUAGAUGUUACCAUGGGAGGAAUCUCAUGGAACGUGGUCUUCUUGGCUGCCCAUCCGAGUAUACAGGAAGAAUUGCGGAAUGAAUUUGGUGGAAGAGCUGCCGAUCGAAACGCAUAUCUUCUGGAGACUAAUAAUCUUCUUAAUUCCUGCAUCCUGGAGUCAUCUCGGCUGCGGCCGCUGGCUGCCUUCUCCGUCCCACAGUCCUGUCCUAAUGUUCGCGUCCUGGACGGCUACGUUGUGCCACCAGGAACGAAAUUUAUAGUAGACGCAUAUGCUCUCAACAUCCGCGAUCCGUUCUGGGGUAAUGAUAGGGAGCAGUAUCGACCACAGAGAUUUUUGGAAAGACAGAAGCUCGGCAAAGAUACGCGCUAUCGUUACUGGCGGUUCGGAUUUGGACCGAGACAAUGUCUAGGAAAAUAUGUUGCCGAUCUUCUGAUCAAAUGUUUGAUCAUCGAGCUGUUGGAACGCUAUGACUUGAGACUGUUCGAAAGUAAGGAAGCAGAAUGGCCAUGGAACGAUGAAACCUGGAUUCAUCACCCGGAGAUGGUGGUGAUGUGUAAACCGAGAGAGAAAGCAAUAUUAUGAUCAUGGCUGCCCAAAGCAAUAUCGCCAAUUGGGUCCAGGUAGGACAUACCGCAGGAUCAAGUCUCGGAAAAUAGAUGUUCAAUUUUAUGACAGCGCAUUUCCAUAGUAAAGAAGACAUGUCUCGGGUGUAUCCCCACCAAAAGCCGACAGAAUGAUUGAAUGAACGUAUCCACUGCUACCGCUCUAGAUGGUUGAGUGAGACUAGAAGACCAGUACGGAGAAUCAUCAUUGUAUCGCGAACCUCGAACUGCUUUAUAGCGCGUGUUUUAUAUCGAUCAUCCGGCUUGACUCCUUCGUUUGUUUUUCUUUUUAUGCUACAUUUGAGUAGUGCUCGCGCAGCUUUUGA